AUGAAUGUUGAGGCGAGUACUACUGCCGGUGGUGAUGGGGCCAGAAAAGCCGUGCGGGAUAGCAUCUUGACUCUACGGAAACAAGGCAAAAGCAACACUUUCUCUGGGAUCGCUAUUGAUCCGGAAACUGGGAAUACAUCUCCGUGCGAUGAGCUGUGGAUUCCGUUCGAGAAGGUCUUUCGUAGGAGUCCGGAGGGCAAGGAGAAGGAUUUUGUUAUGGACCGGGAGCAGCUUUUGGAUGAGGCUGAGAAUCUCUGGGGGAGUAUUAAAACGUGA
Molecule: messenger RNA, 276 nt
Organism: Aspergillus chevalieri
Lineage: Eukaryota; Fungi; Ascomycota; Eurotiomycetes; Eurotiales; Aspergillaceae
Exons: 1
Coding region: 1-276 (91 amino acids)
Source: RefSeq, a predicted model, not a curated record